Knipowitschia caucasica is the source of this 543-nucleotide messenger RNA. The record is from the annotation of a GenBank genome assembly. Lineage: Eukaryota; Metazoa; Chordata; Actinopteri; Gobiiformes; Gobiidae.
AUGUGUAAAGUACGAACCAGCAGGAACCAGAAGGAACCAGCAGAAACCAGCAGGAACCAGCAGGAACCAGGAGGAACCAGCAGGAACCAGCAGAAACCAGGAGGAACCACCAGGAACCAGCAGAAACCAGGAGGAACUAUCAGAAACCAGCAGGAACCAACAGAAACCAGCAGGAACCAGGAGGAACCAGCAGGAACCAGCAGGAACCAGCAGAAACCAGCAGGAACCAGCAGGAACCAGAAGGAACCAGCAGAAACCAGCAGGAACCAGCAGGAACCAGGAGGAACCAGCAGGAACCAGCAGGAACCAGCAGAAACCAGGAGGAACCAGGAGGAACUAUCAGAAACCAGGAGGAACCAGCAGGAACCAGCAGAAACCAGCAGGAACCAGAAGGAACCAGCAGGAACCAGCAGGCACCAUCAGGAACCAGCAGAAACCAGCAAGAACCAGGAGAAAAAAGGAAGAACCAGCAGAAACCACCAGGAACCAGCAGAAACCAGGAGGAACCAGCAGGAACCAGGAGAAACUAGCAGGAACCAGUAG